GAGCGUAAGUUUGACGUUUCUGCCCAGUUGUCGCGACCGGUAACCGCAUGGUCGAGGUGUAAACAUCGCCCGCACAAGGCAAGAGAUCCGACCGAAGCAAGCUGCUUGCUGUUGUGGGUGCUGUUUUUUUGUCUAGGGCUGCUGCCAAUCAACCCAAAAGUGUAGCACGCGCGUGUUCAGCCCUUCGUCGCCAGCGUGUCAACCGGAGCGUGGAGCGUGCAGAGCUACUAACCUCGCCAAUCAACCGGCAACAUGCAGCAGGACGAUAUAACCUGGAGCAUCAUCAGCAGACAGUUCUGCUCGUUCCAGGUGAAGACGCAGACGCAAAACUUCUGCCGCAAUGAGUACAGCCUGACCGGGUUCUGUUCGCGGCGGGCCUGCCCGAUCGCCAACAGCCAGUACGCGACGGUGCGCGAGGAGAAGGGCAUCAUCUACCUGUACAUGAAGACGGCGGAGCGGAAUGCGUUCCCGGCCAAGCACUGGGAGAAGGUGAAGCUGUCCCGCAACUUCGACAAGGCGGUGUACCAGAUCAAGGAGAACCUGGUGUUCUGGGACCGGUGGGUGCAGACCAAGUGCAAGCAGCGGUUCGUCAAGAUCACGCAGUACCUGAUCCGGAUGCGGAAGCUGAAGCUGCGCCGGCAGAAGAUGCUGGUGCCGCUCGCGACGAAGGUCGAGCGGCGGGAGCGCCGCCGGGAGGAGAAGGCGUUGGUGGCGGCCCGCAUCGACAACGCGAUCCAGAAGGAGCUGAUGGAGCGGCUGAAGAUGGGCAUGUACGAGGACAUCUACAACUUCCCGCAGCAGGCGUUCGACCGGGCCCUCGACGAGGAGGAGGUGGAAGAAGACGAGGAGAUGGAGAAUGAGGAGGAGGAAGAGGAGGAAGAGGAGGAGGAGGAGGAGCGGGAGCGGGCGAAGGUGAUGAAUGUGAGCGAAAGCUUGCGGCGCGAGCUCGAGUCGGCGGACGCGUUCGUGGAGGACGACACGGAGGACGACGAUGACGAUUCGGACGCGGACAGCGUGUCGGGCGUGCGGGAACGGGUCGAGGUGGACAGUGAUUUCGAAUCGGAGGACGAUUCGGACAUGGAGGAUUAUGUGCCGAAGGUGUCGCUGCGGCCACCGAAAUCCGACGACGAGGAAGCACCAGCGACGGCGGCAGUAGCGGACGCGGCACCGUCCGCCACCAAGAAGGCGAAGGCGCGCAAAACCCGUAAACCCAAGCUCGAGCUCGAGUAUGAAGUGGAGGUUGAAUCACCGGCGCGGCAUAGCGUACAUCAGUGAGGUUGGUUCCGAGUCUGUCCGUCUGUCUGUCUCUCUGUGUGUACGAGACCAGAGACGACCCUUAAUGUGUACAGUGGGUACGGUACGGGGCAUCCCGGUGGUGGGAACGCGUUCCGGCCAUACCUUUAUGUUUAGCGAUUUAAACACAAUUCGUUUAUUUUGGUAUCACUGUUGCAAAUGAGGGAUUUAUCUCCAUUUUCUAAUUGAUAUUUGCUAACCUGAUGAACCGUUUUCGAGACGCGCAGAAUGUGUUUUUUGGCGACAUUUUUUAAACACACACACACACAUACCAAUCAAUCAACGUUGUUUAAGUUCGAGCCGUUCUCCCGCAAUAUUUCCUACUUAUGUUAUGUGCAACAGGAAGAAGAAAACAAAUAUUGUGUGAAUCGAAGGAAGACAUAAAUUUCAUUAAAAAAAUCUAUCACAAA
Molecule: messenger RNA, 1703 nt
Organism: Anopheles arabiensis
Lineage: Eukaryota; Metazoa; Arthropoda; Insecta; Diptera; Culicidae
Gene: Rbm13
Product: protein MAK16 homolog
Exons: 3
Coding region: 253-1275 (340 amino acids)
Biological process (GO): maturation of LSU-rRNA; maturation of 5.8S rRNA
Cellular component (GO): nucleolus; preribosome, large subunit precursor
Source: RefSeq, a predicted model, not a curated record